AAGCUUCAUCUAGAAGGUUGUUACUUUCUUCAGACGCACAGCGGGUCACUCUUUUCUGAGGCUCUUGCCUCUUCCAUGGCCUCUUCCAGAGACUAAGACACCAAUCUAGAGAGCGCCAUGGGCCUCCGGACCACUAAACAGAUGAGGAGAAGCACAAAACAAGCCUCUGGUCACCACGAGGAUCAUAUGGCAAAGGAGCCAGUGGAAGACACGGACCCUAGCACUUUAUCCUUUAACGUGUCAGACAAAUACCCCAUUCAAGAUACAGGACUCCCUAAAGCUGAGGAAUGUGAUCCAAUUACUUUGAACGGCCCAACAAAUUCUGAUGCGCCACAUGAGGGAGAAGAAAACGGCUUUCCAGACAGUACUGGAGAACCCCUUUCAGAUAUAAGCAGAGGCGAGUCCUGCAAGGAGGACUGCACUUGUCCCGCCUGCUCGCUCCGGGCCCCCACCAUAAGUGACUUACUCAAUGAUCAGGACUUACUAGACGUCAUCAGGAUAAAGCUGGAUCCGUAUCACCCGACAGUAAAAAACUGGAGGAAUUUUGCAAGCAAAUGGGGCAUGCCCUAUGACGAACUGUGUUUCCUGGAGCAGAGGCCUCAGAGCCCCACCUUGGAGUUCUUGCUCCGGAACAGUCAGAGGCCGGUGGGCCAGCUGAUGGAGCUCUGCAGGCUCUACCACAGGGCCGACGUGGAGAAGGUCCUGCACAGGCUGAGUGUUUUCACCCAUGAGAUCAAGCUUCGUUAAGAAACAAACAAAACUCACCAGGCCCAACGUUGGAAUGUAACCACUUCUAGUACCUACUGUCCCAGCUGGAUACAGGGUCACGAACAAACACUACACAGAGGUUUAGCCGAGAAUGGGGACUCUUUCACACUGACGCUGGGGCAGGAGAUCGGCAUUAAAAUCCAACUUUUAAAAGAUUUCACACCGAAUGAAAAAUUGGUUCCAAAGAGUAUCUGAUGUUCUUAGAUGGUUUUAGGGGGAGGUGAAGUGUGGUUGAUGGAAGGGUUUGCUGCUGGAAAGAUGGGAGGAAAAAGCCCUUUCCCUCCUGCCAUCUCCCCCCUCCCCCCUCCCCCCUCUAGGUCUCCACUGUCUCCAAAUGGAGACAGAAAAGAGCAGGUGGUCCUCCACCCCCAACCCCAGCCAUCGUUCCCACAGUGGGAGGAUGGGAAGGUUCCCUUAUUCCCAGAGACUCCCUCCAGCCCCAGCAGUGACACAAGAGAGAGGGACAGCGCCAGAAGAAAGGGCAACCUGGUAGAGGAGAGGAUUGGCAUAACAACACCCCCACCAAGGCGCCCUCCCUUCCCUGCUGCGCCAUCUUCCCUGGUCUUCCCCGUCGCCGCCCCCCCCCCCCCCCCCCCAGUUCCCAGCUCAGUGGAUACUCUGCUCUAUUGAAACCCAUGGCACAUCACAUACCACCCUCGGUGGCUUAGAGCAGUAGCUGAGGGACGUGGCCUUCUAAAUUUCCAUUCAGUAGGGUCACAGCUGCAAAUUUCACAAAAAAAUUUAAGUUUGGGGCGCC
Lynx canadensis (Canada lynx) is the source of this 1525-nucleotide messenger RNA. RefSeq names its product EDAR associated death domain (gene EDARADD). Gene Ontology annotation, biological process: signal transduction. The record is from RefSeq and is a predicted model, not a curated record. The transcript is spliced from 7 exons. The coding region runs from base 118 to 747 and encodes 209 amino acids. Gene Ontology annotation, molecular function: protein binding. Lineage: Eukaryota; Metazoa; Chordata; Mammalia; Carnivora; Felidae.